Tachyglossus aculeatus (Australian echidna) is the source of this 1941-nucleotide messenger RNA. RefSeq names its product C-type lectin domain family 2 member B-like. The coding region runs from base 107 to 682 and encodes 191 amino acids. The transcript is spliced from 6 exons. The record is from RefSeq and is a predicted model, not a curated record. Lineage: Eukaryota; Metazoa; Chordata; Mammalia; Monotremata; Tachyglossidae.
GAAAAGGAAGCCCGAAGCCUGGAAUGCAAUCCCUCAGCUAAAAGCUACAGCUAUUAAAAACGAAAAAGUCAAGGGAAAAAUCUCCCUCCCUCCAGGAACCUAGACUAUGAAGUAUGGAUUUUUCAGGAGGAUUCUCCAAGACGACAUCAGAGCUAGCAGCCGCCUGUCCCAAAACCAGGCUAUUGGCAUUGGUGUUGGGGUAGUCCUCAUUUUGAUUGUGGCGAUUACCCUGGGAGUGACUUUAGGAGGUAAAGGAGGUGAGAAAAACCUGGCUACACCAAGCCCAGACACAGAUAUGAGUCUUCCUUCAACUCCAGGUAAAGCUGAGUGUCUUCCAGACUGGAUGGCAGUAUACGACAUGUGCUUCAUACUUUCUACUGAAACCAAAGAUUGGAUGGCGAGCAAGGCAACCUGUGAGAACAAAAGGGCGACUCUCGCCAUAAUAACCAGACAACAACUGGACAUCCUGAAGAAAAACGUGAGCAGUUCCGACUACUGGAUUGGACUGAAAAAGGAUGGCACAGGCUGGGUUUGGGUUGAUGACUCAGCAUUCAACAAUGAGUUCAACAUCCGGGGAGCUGGGGACUGUGCCUACUUGGAUUCCAACAGCGUUAACAGUGCCGGAUGCAGCCAGCCCAGAAGGUGGAUUUGUUCCAAGCCACCUCAGAGUUCCUCAGGCUAAGAAAAUGUGCCAUCACGGGACUCACAUGUUAAAUGUUGUGCAAAGAUGGUUUUGUGAAGUGACGUAACUCCCACCUCCUUAGCUCCUGGAGAUUGUUUCAGGUCACAGUGAGGCCCUGCUGACUUAACUCUUAUGUCUCUUGCCACAGAGCGUCAGCAGGACUUCUCCCUCCCCCCUCCGUGUGGAGGCCCAUGGUGUUUGUGACUUCUUUCACUUUUCCCCUCCCCACCCUGCUCCAAAUGCUCCUCCUGACUACCCCUCAGGCCCCCCUGCCCCUCCUGGAAGUGCAGAUUUUGCAGACGGGGGAGGCUGCCCCAGCUGUCUGCAUUUCUGACUCUUGCUCUUCCUCUCCUUCUGAAGCCCGAUGGGCCUGUGGCUGCCUACACCUAGGGGGCUGGGCCAGGGUUUAGGGCUGCCGGGUCAGUGACAAACCCACUGGUGAAAGAUCCUCUGGGCUGUUUAUACGAUCAAAGAGUGGCAGACAUACCAGUAGGCCUUGAACGGUGCUAAUGAAUGACGUUGACAACCUCCCACAUAAGCUAGAGGUGAGUUGCAAACCUUCCCAGCCAGAACCGGAAAGGGCAGCACCUGGAUUCUGCUACCUUGGGGCACAAAAGAAGCUGCAAACACUUUAAGCAACUCAUCGGUAGCUUUUGGCCGAGAUGAGGAACCAAGUAUCGAACCCAAAUUAAAUCCACAAGUCUUCCUCAACCUGGAGACGUAUUGGGAAAUAUCCAUGUGUCACAGUGGAUAGCAAAAACAAGAUGGAGGAACGGGACCAUUCGCUCCCAAAUUGGUCUUAUUCCUCCCGGGCAGGGACACUGACUAGUUGGAGGCAGCUUGGCAGGGCAGGUGGCUGGAGAAGGCCUUCUGGCACCCCUGAAACCCACGAAUGGGACACGUGUUUUCCUGGGGUGGCAGAUUGACAAGGUUGAGGAGCCGGUGAGGGGCCUCAAGUAUGGCGGCUCUCGUCCAUGGAGCGGAAGUGCCCUCUCCUCCAUUAGAAGAAGACAAGACCGGCUUGCUUCAAGGGCAUAAUAAACACAUUCCCUUACUGGGCCUGAGUCCGGGAGACACCUGGAAAUUAAUGCAGGCACAGCCAGUACAGGGGUAGGGUGGCAAACCGAGGAAGAGUAUGCCCAAAUUCAAUUCAGGGUUAAGAGUAUUUGCCUGGGGGACUGUACACUUGUUAUAUUAAUUGGAAUAUAUGUAAAUGCAAUUAGAAAUAAAAUUGUGUGAUAUCCCCUCAUAUUUGAGAA